AUGGGUGGAGGUGGAAAGAUCCCGUACCCCAAGGAAGUCUGGUCCCCCGCUGGUGGUUGGUACGCCCAGCCCGCCAACUGGAAGGCCAAUACAGCCAUCAUGGGCGCCUUCAUCAUUGGCGUUGCAGCUGUGGCCUUCAGCAUCAGUGCCGACCGCGAGUAUCGCGACAAGAUGCCCGAGCCGGGCCGCUUCUUCCCCAGCCGAUACUGGAGUCGCCAAAUCCGAGAGCACGAGAAGCAGCAGGCCGCAAAUCAGUCAUAG
Molecule: messenger RNA, 261 nt
Organism: Penicillium maclennaniae
Lineage: Eukaryota; Fungi; Ascomycota; Eurotiomycetes; Eurotiales; Aspergillaceae
Exons: 3
Coding region: 1-261 (86 amino acids)
Source: RefSeq, a predicted model, not a curated record